Molecule: messenger RNA, 2686 nt
Organism: Rhizopus microsporus ATCC 52813
Lineage: Eukaryota; Fungi; Mucoromycota; Mucoromycetes; Mucorales; Rhizopodaceae
Product: Pkinase-domain-containing protein
Exons: 4
Coding region: 300-2564 (754 amino acids)
Biological process (GO): protein phosphorylation; intracellular signal transduction; negative regulation of glycogen biosynthetic process
Cellular component (GO): cytosol; nucleus; cytoplasm
Molecular function (GO): ATP binding; protein serine/threonine kinase activity
Source: RefSeq, a predicted model, not a curated record
UAUCCAUUCUACAAUGAGCGCUCCAUCAUUGAUCCAAGGUAAAUAUAAAACCAAUUGUUGGAUACAUGCUUGAGGGAAAAAAGAAAGGGGAUAGAGAGAGAGAAAGAGGGCAGGAUUGUAAUUUAAAAAACGAUUAAACAUAGAUGAAUUAUUCAAUAUUCAAGACAAGUAAAUAGAUAAAGUAAUAAUGUAUUCGCAUAGCACUUAACAUUAUUAGGCAAGAAUCACCAAGAAUUAAGAAAAAAAGGAGUGGGACCAGUAGUAAUGUGAUAACUCGGGGCAUGGAGCUUGUACGCAAGAUGAAAUGGGAUAAUGAAGAAGUGGACGAACAAGUGUAUCAUAGACGACUAUCACAACCCAAUAUGGAAGAGAAUAUUGGAUUUAUUCAACUAAAGAAUAGUUUCAGUACAGAUAAAAGAGCAAGUCUAUUACAUACGCCUACAAGAUAUUUACCACAGAACCAAGCUAUUAUAACAACAAAUUCAGAAGGAAUCACACUAUUAUUUAAUGAUAUAGCUGCAUUAUGCUUUGGAAUUGAUAAAUCAUUUGUUGGAAAAUCUUUUAUAAAGAAUUGUUUAGAGGAACCAUUUAAACAUCAGAUCAUGAAUUUACUAAAUAGUAGAAAGAAAUAUACAAACUGUGUACAAAAAGUGAUCAUUUGUGGAUCUAUUGUGUUGAUACAUAAGAGAAAUAAUACAAAAUCAUAUGCAACAGUAUGGUUAAAGGAGAAAAUAACUGAACAUCGAGAUAAAAUUUAUAUUUGGAUAUUUGAAGAAAUCUAUGAGACGACCUUGUCUGUUUAUGUGGAUUCAGAAUGUAAAAUACAGAGGAUCUUAGGUACAUUGAUUGAAGAGAUGUAUGGAUACAAAGCAAAUGAAAUAGUCGGCAAACCAGUCAAUUGUCUUGUACCAGCACUAGCAAAGGAAGAACGAGAUGACAAUUUGGAAAAGAUUGAUAGGCUAAAAUUCUUUGGUAGUUUAUCAAGCAAAGGGGUUUAUUUUCCAGCUAUUUUGAAUUUAAAUAGACAUGUGGCCAUUGGAAAUGAUGAUUUAGCCAAUUUUGUCGUAAAAAUAACAUCCUUACCUUCAAUAUCCGGUUCAAUCACAUUCAAUCUGUCCACUGGAUUAAUACUUCAAAUGAAUACUCUACCUGCAAAAUACCUGUUCGGUUACACUUCUGUAGAUAUGAUUAUCAACAAGCUCACUGUGAAUGAACUGAUACCUCAGCUACCCACUCUUAUUGAAAAUAUGCUAAAGAAUAAUCUCAUGACAGCAAACUAUGAACAAUGCAGGAAGCUCUCGUCCUCUGAUAGCCUAUUCUAUGUUUAUCACAGAGAUAAAAGUAAAUUCAUUGUGGAGUUGGAGAUCAAAAUCAUAGACAAGAAUACUGUUCAUGUCUGGAUAACAUUUGAUAGAAGCGAUGCAGUACUAAAGCAUGACAACUUGAAACAGAGCUAUCAAAAAAAAAUUGUAAAUUGUCCAUUGAAGCUACAGCAACAGAAUGAUCAACCUAGUCCUGAAGCAAAUAAGAAGCCAAAGAGACCUGUUGUUAGACCUUAUAGAAUAAGUUCCUUUGGCGCUGUAGAUGAAGCAAAAAGGCUGUUUCCAUCCAAUUACUUUAAAACCAAUAACAACACAGAUACCACCAAUAGCAAUAAUAAUAUUAAUAAUAAUAAUAAUAAUAAUCAUACCAAGAGUAAUAAUGAAAGCAAGUCAUCUUCAUCAGAUCUUACCCAAAAGAAAAAACACCCUCUAGACGAUUAUGUUAUCUUGGAUGUAUUGGGUCAGGGCACUUAUGGUAUGGCCAAAUUAGCUUAUAGAAAGGAUGAUCCUUCUCAAAAGAAAUUGGUUAUAAAAUAUAUCAUCAAGUCAAAGAUCAUUGUUGAUUCAUGGAUAAGAGAUAGACAACUUGGUUCAAUACCAAUGGAAAUACACAUCUUACGAACCUUACAAAAAUACCCCCAUGUCAAUUGCUGUAGAUUAGUCACUAGCAUGGAAGACGAUGAUUGUUACUUUGUUGUCAUGGAAUUACUUGGUGAUGGCAUGGAUCUCUUUGAUUAUAUCGAAUUGAACAAAAAGAUGUCAGAAAAUGAAAUUAGACACAUCUUUUAUCAAAUUGCCAAGGCAGUCAAACACCUACACUCACAUAAAAUUGUUCAUCGUGAUAUUAAAGAUGAAAAUGUCAUCCUAGAUCAAGAUGGAACAGUUCAUCUGAUAGAUUUUGGUUGUGCAACUUACUAUAAAGAGGGCCGCAAAUUUGAUACAUUCACAGGUACCCUCGAAUAUUGCGCUCCAGAGGUGCUUAAAGGAAAACCAUACGCGGGCCCUCCACAGGAUAUUUGGGCAAGUGGUGUGUUACUGUUUACACUCAUCUAUCGAGAGAAUCCAUUCUAUAAUAUUGAUGAAAUUUUGGAAAGCGAACUAAGGGUUCCCUUUGUUCUUUCUGAAGGCUCUCUUGAUCUUAUAAAGAAAAUGUUGAAUAGAGACGUCGAGAAAAGGAUAAAUAUAGAUCAAGUACUAGACCACCCUUGGUUUCAUCCUUUGACUGAAAAGCAACAGCAGUAACAAUGUAUAAAAAUAAAGAAAAAGAAUAAAUAUUGUAUAUAUGCGCUGUAAAAGCAAAUUUCUGUUUUCUUUUAUUUUUCUUUUUUAAAUAUAAAAGACCAACGAUAAUGAAUCAAGAUGCA